AUGGCAUCCUUCACAAUCUCCGACGAUGACUUCGCAAGUCUGCAGGGCAAAUUCGCCGUUGUCACCGGCGCCUCAUCCGGCAUCGGUCUCGCAACCGUGAAACGCCUCCUCCAGCACGGCGCCAAAGUCUACGCCGCCGACAUGAACGAGAUGCCAGAGCCAGAGAGGUCUCAGGUCGGAUUCUCGAAAGUUGACGUCCGGUCCUGGAAGGAGCAGUCCGAUCUGUUCAAGGCCGCGAAGGAGAAGUUCGGGAAGAUCCAUCAUGUUUUCGCCAACGCUGGUAUCUCGCCGAAAGUGACGCUCCUCGAGGAAGACACGGACGAGAACGGCGACCUCCUCCCGCCGAAGCUGGACGUAAUCGACGUGAACCUCGUCGGCGUCAUGUACACGGUCAAGCUGGCGAUCCACUACAUCCGGCAGCACGACGAGGGAGGUUCGAUCGUGAUGACCGGGUCUGGAUCUAGCUUUAGCAGAUUCUCCACAACCGACUACACCGCAUCCAAACACGCCGUCUUCGGCCUCCUCCGCUCCCUCUACCGCCACCUCUCGCCCGCCCUCCCCAUCCGCAUCAACGCCAUCGCGCCCUCCUGGACCGCCACCGGCAUCGUCUCCACACAAAUAACAUCCUACCUCGGCGAGGGCAACUUCCAAACCCCAGACGUGGUCGCGCGCUCGGUGCUGAAGCUGUUUGCGGAUGAGGAGAGGCAUGGGCAGAUGGUGUAUAGUUGUAAGGGGCAGUUUUGGGAUAUCGAGGGUGGGGAGAAUGGGCUGGUGAGGCAUAAUUUUAGGAUGUUGGGGGAGGGGUAUGAGGAGGAGGAGAUUGUAGUAGAGGGGUUGAAAAGGUUGGCGAAGGAGCAGGCUGCUGCGGCGAAGGAUGGGAAGGCGUCGUAG
Messenger RNA from Aaosphaeria arxii CBS 175.79, 891 nucleotides. RefSeq names its product NAD(P)-binding protein. The coding region runs from base 1 to 891 and encodes 296 amino acids. The transcript has 5 exons. The record is from RefSeq and is a predicted model, not a curated record. Lineage: Eukaryota; Fungi; Ascomycota; Dothideomycetes; Pleosporales.